UUUUUUUUUUUUUUUUAAUUUUACUUUUAUUGAUGUUAUUGUUAUUCCGUUACACAACUGACAUUUUACUCUCACUGUGCCGUAACAAUAAAUUAUCGGUUCGAUUUUUUUGACAAGCAAACCUCGACAUCGUUAUUGUCCUCCGGAGUCGGACUCGCCGCCUCGACGUCGGGUGAAUCAUAAACUGCGUUGGGGUCGGGGUCGGGGGCGAUGAUCUGGUCUGACCGGCAAGCGAUAAAAUGAUCGGCAGAUGGUUCGUCGGGUUCGCCGUGUUCGUGGGCUACCUGUGCCUGGGCGCGUUCGUGUUCUACCGGAUCGAGCGUAAGGAAGAGGAGAUUCAGCACUCCUUGGACAUUAUCGAACGACUCGAACUCAAAGAACUGCUCGCGAAACAUUACACGACAAUAAACGCACACGUGCGCAAACAGUUCGCCCAACAGUUUAACGUGUACUGUAACAAAACGGUGUUGGACGAAGGACCGGAAGAACCUUACCAGUAUCAAUGGACGUAUUACAACGCUUUUUUUUUCGCGUUGACCACGCUGAGUACGAUCGGUUAUGGAAAUCUGCACCCGACUUCCGGGACCGGGCGCAUACUGGUGUUGGUGUACUCGUUGAUCGGCAUCCCCCUCAACGGUAUCGUGUUGACGCAACUGGGAAGCUUUUUCGAAUCCAGAAUUCUUCGAGCUCAUUACAGCUACAAGACUCAACGGAUGAUGGGACCCCAACUGAGCCUAAUCCUGGACAUAGUAACGUACCUGAUACCCGGAAUAAUCGUCUUCAUCUUCCUCCCGGCUGGCAUCAUAUCUUUUUUCGAAGAGUGGACGUUCGACGAGAGCGUAUACUUCACUUUUGUCACGUUGACCACCAUCGGCUAUGGAGACUACGUCGCUGGGCAGAAAGUCAACACCGGAAUAUCGUACGACGCUUACAAAGUGUUCCUCGUGUUUUGGAUCAUGUUCGGUCUUGGCUACCUAUUCAUGAUUCUCAGCUUCAUAUCGAGAGCCAUGCGGUCCAAGACGCUCGAACACCUGUUCCUGGAACGGCUCAAGCAAACCCACUCGAAAAUCUGGCACCAGUUCACCAAGGACGUCGUGUACAUUAGACGCGUGCUCAACGAGUCGUACCUGUUGAAGUUUAAACCGGUGUACAAGAAAGAGGCGUUGUCACGUGACCAACCGCUAAGACGGAGCCGGAGCGCGCCGAACCUGACCGAGUGGCCGGUGUUGUGCAAGGUUCUGGCUGCAGUUCCGGCGGCGCGCCGGACGUCCGACGACGAGGACGAGGAGGCGGUGCGCCAGCGGUUCGAGAAGCACCGGAUGAAACGCCGGCGGGCCUUGUCUCAGAACAAGAUGCGUUCGCUGCUCCGGCGCACCAAGGCCACGUCAGAGAUCGACUUGGCGCACAUCGACAAGGAGGCCACGUUCGGCGCCGACAUAGCGUCCUACGAGAUCCUUUCCCGGGUGGUCGACGCCCUGGAGACGGCCGUGCCCAACCAGCCGGGUGACCACCAGCACCAGCACCUGCACCAGCACCAGCACCAGCACCAGCACCCGCAGCCGCAGCCCGUCCACCACCAUCUGCAUCCGGAUGCCUUUAAUUCGAGCAAGAAAAAAGCGUUGUCGUUCUCCGAGGGCGUGCAAGGGUUCACGAACGAGGACAUACUUGCCGGCGAAAAGAACGAGUGGACAGUCGGCGGCGACAUGUUGAACAGGGAAAACACGUUCGGGUCCAAACACAGAAAUUCAUAUUUCGAGUAUGACACGUGGGGUGGAGGUGAUGAUCAAAAUUUCAGAAAGUUAAACGAUUACACGAAACACGGUAAUGGUAGCCAGAACAAGCCGCGGGUACCGAAGCUGCGUCGAAUGUCAGCUGCCGCGUUCAACUUUCUAUCCAACAACAUUGCACCAAAGUGGUUUGCCGACAAGUUGGCCGACGGCAGUGGUGGCGGCGGUGGUGGCCAGACCUGGAACGACGAUCCCAGGCACAGGCUGUCGCUGAACGACGACCAGGGUUACGGUUACGGGUCCACGUACAACGGCACGGCGCCUGUCAAUCGUACCAGCGCGCCGGUACAGUAUCACCACCGCGGGUCACACGGCCUGCAAGUAGUGCAUGACCCGCACGUGUACGGAUCGUCCGCGCCAGAACAUCAGCGACACCGCCGGCUGUCCAGCCCUGAUCCGGUGCUCGCUCACUGCGCAAACACCAUCGCCGUGGCAGAUUUUCUGAUGACGUUGCAACGGUCACUGGACGGUUCGUCGGUCACUGGACAGCAUCCACCGCUAUCGUCCGGAACGCACCACGCCACUAACCGGUCAGCGGUCACCGGAGGCGGAUUCGCCUCCGUCAUGCGGCACGAACGUCGGUCACCGCUGUUCACGCUGUUCCAAGAUCGGCCCAGACGGGCGUCCGGCGAAUCGUGGCAGUACUCGUCGCUGACGUCCAUCGUGUCGUCCACGUCGUCCACGGUGGCCAACGGGACGACGACGCCGGCCACCGCCGAUGGUACCAUAAACGCGGUCCACGAACAACCCGCGGCGGUGGCAGCCACGAGGAGGUCGAAGAAGAAGCGCACUAGGCGGUUCUCGAUAAGGCCGACUGUUGGAGCGGCAGAGCCCAACGGCGGAGUCCGGUGUUGGACGACGACCGGAACCAACAACACCACCUGUGGCACCACCGACGACUACGCCCUCAAGGGGAGAGGAGCUACAACGGGACCGGGUGCGGGAAAUAUAGAAGCCAGCGGAGGAGACGUCCGGCUGAACAUCGAAGACUGACGGCGGACGACGUAACACACACCGCCCGCCCACCCACCGACAAUAAUACUAUAACAAUUAUUAAUUUGAGGCCGGAAGUACGCAUCGAUUUUUUAUAGCAGAUCGAGCGUCGUCCGCUGUUGUCGAUCAAAUAUAAAUAUAUAUAUAUAUAUAUACAUAUAACACCAAACUUCUAUAUAUGUAUAUAUAUUUUAUUUCAUGAGUUAUGAUUAUUUAUAACGAUUAUUAUACAUUUGUACUGCAUUAUUAAUUAUUAUUAUGAUAUUAUAAUUUAUUGAAAAAAUGUUUUCAAUUUACAACGCACGACGUCAUGAUAUUAUUCGGUUACCGUUGUGUUAUUUAUUUUACUUAACUAUGUAUACAAUGUGAUAUAUUAUCCAACCAACACACGCGGUGCGUAUGAUAUUAUUAAAAAUAGAAUUUAUAAAAAAUCAAAAA
Myzus persicae (green peach aphid) is the source of this 3218-nucleotide messenger RNA. RefSeq names its product open rectifier potassium channel protein 1 (gene Ork1). Gene Ontology annotation, biological process: potassium ion transmembrane transport; stabilization of membrane potential. Gene Ontology annotation, cellular component: membrane. The record is from RefSeq and is a predicted model, not a curated record. The transcript is spliced from 9 exons. Lineage: Eukaryota; Metazoa; Arthropoda; Insecta; Hemiptera; Aphididae. Gene Ontology annotation, molecular function: potassium ion leak channel activity. The coding region runs from base 240 to 2780 and encodes 846 amino acids.